Messenger RNA from Onychostoma macrolepis, 3934 nucleotides. RefSeq names its product Ras association domain family member 5 (gene rassf5). The coding region runs from base 308 to 1753 and encodes 481 amino acids. The transcript is spliced from 6 exons. Lineage: Eukaryota; Metazoa; Chordata; Actinopteri; Cypriniformes; Cyprinidae. Gene Ontology annotation, biological process: signal transduction. Gene Ontology annotation, cellular component: nucleus. The record is from RefSeq and is a predicted model, not a curated record.
UAUAAGUGACCAAGUUUAUUCAUGCCAUUUUUAAAAUUCUCUGUUUCUCGUAUUUAGUGGAAUAACAGAUGUGAUCGACAAAAUCAUGAGUUUGUGGGGCAGUCUUGGCAUUUUAAAAAUUCUCUUUCUUCUCAUGUUUAGUGCAAUAACAGAAGUGAGCGACAAGAUCAUGGGUUUGUGAGGGGCAGGUUCGAGCAGCCAGUGACAUUUAAAGCGCGCGGCUGAUUCAGUGCGCGCGUCACACUCUCGCCGCUGGCGCUUCAAUUUAGUUUAUAUUCUGCUCACAUACAACUCUUAGCUGAAAGACAUGGCGUCCGUCACUUUAGGACAGCACCCUGCUCAACACCACCUCGACUCGGAUCAGCAACUAUUCCACAAACUGAAGUCGAGCGACAGGAAGAAAUUCACGCGUAAAUGGUCGCUGGACAGGAUCAUCACACGAAACAGAGCGAGUGAUAUGGACAGCGGGAGAGCCGCAGUCUCAGCAUCGCUCGCGUUACUCAAUCACGAGCCGCCUUCAGCAUCACACAACCGUGGCGGCUCGCCACGUAGUAACAUGGACGGACCGAUUGUGGACAUGGAUCGAGAGAACGCGAACAAUAAUAACGGGAUAUUUCGCAGACACAGUGCCGGGAGCCGGAGAAGCUCGGUGAAGGACACGGCAAAGAUCCAUGCGUCUUCAUCCCCACAAGAAGUUCGCAAUCCCUCGGCGCGGUCAAACUUCAGCUGCCAGACAGACGAACUGGGAGGACUGGCGAUCGACAAGCUGACACAGGCAAGGUCAGGAGUAGUGAAGAUGCGAAGCGAGCCUCUCAGGAGGGAGGCAUGGUCCAUCUUCAACCAGAGAGACCCGAGGGUGAAGGCAGAGAGGGGAGAGGGCCACAUCUUCACCUCCAGACGGCUGAGCCAGGACUGGUGCGACGCCUGCAACCGCCAGAUCAGCAGCGCUGCGCUAAAGUGUCAAAACUGCAGCUACACAUGUCAUUUGGAGUGUCAGGGGCUUGUUCAGCUGGACUGCAACCAACUAGACCAGCCGACAGAGGAUGUGUCUACCCCCACUCCACAGAGGCCCGGCGCCAAAGAUGCUCAGGAGACGAAUGUCCCAAAAGAGGAAGAGAAGCCAACAUCCCUCACAGAAAAAGAGAUUAAAGCUAAAAUAGAUGACUACAACUCCAAAGUGACGGAGAAUGGAAUGAAAUUAAGCUCAGAUGGCACAUACACUGGUUUCAUAAAGGUUCACUUGAAGUUGCGCAGGCCCGUGACUGUAUUAUAUGUGGACGGGAAGCCGCCAGGACCGUGUUCCUCUUCUGAAAGUUCAGAUAAUCGCACAUCCUUUUACCUGCCCAACGAUGCCGUUAAACAGCUACACAUCAGCAGUACCACCACGGUCAGGGAGGUCAUUCAGGGCCUGCUGAAGAAGUUCAUGGUACAGGAUAACCCACGCAAGUUCGCCCUCUACAGCCAGACCCGUCGAGACAGCCAGGAUCUUUUCCAGAAGUUGCCGUUAUCAGAAUGCCCACUCUACUUGAGGCUGUUAGCAGGUCCUGAUCUAGAGAACUUGUCUUUUGUACUCAAAGAAAAUGAGACCGGUGAGGUGGAGUGGCAUGCGUUUUCAGUCCCUGAGCUCCAGAACUUCCUGAUCAUCCUGGAGAAGGAGGAGAAGGAGCGCAUGCGGCAGGUGGAGCAGCGUUACUCUGCCUACAGGGAGAAGUUGCUACAGGCUCUGGGUCAAGUCAAGAGCAAACCCGGCUAAUGUAGGAUAACAAAUCUCCUUCACCCCACUGAGCCAACACUGGGCCAGCCUGGAGGACCAGUAGCCCAACAGACAAACUCAAAACCUCCACUCAGGACUUUGUACACGUUCUCAGCAUGCUUCUGUGACCUUUAACCCCCAAAGACGGGCAAAGGGAUCGAGACAUGACUAAGACGAAGAGGAGGUUGGAACUAACGAUUAGUACUUCAAGAGUAAUCCUUCUCUCCAGAAAUGGCACACUGUUGAAAGCCCAGGAAUAUGUUUCUGGCAGUCAUGCUUUUUUGAUAUGAAUGAGUUUCGUUUAAUUUUUUCUCUUUUUUUUUUACAUUGACCUUGUCUGUUUGCGUUUUUUACAUGCUGCUGCUAUUGCUGCUACUGCAAGUGUUACUUAAAGCAUGACUUUCCCUUUGGUCUCUCUGCUUGUAUCUACCGCAUGUCCUCUAUCAGGGAAUAUCUAUAUGAAAGAGCGGAGUAAAAAAAGUACUUCCUGUCCGAAAAGGAAGUGGGGAGACUUAAGUUAUAGAAAACAUGAUGCCUGCGAAAUAUCAGAGGACAAAUAGAAACCUUGUCCACAUAUCAAAUUAUACAGUUCAUAAACAAUUGUAACAUGCUACUGUAAAAAAAAAAAAAAAGAAUUAUACUGUUUAUACUGGAGAUUGUCUUAAUAUAACUAUAAACGUACUGUAUUACUGAUAAUGUUUCACCCUACAGCUCAAUAUUUCACCCCACGGAUUCAAAAUAUCUCUUUUUUUCUAUUUAAAUGAUCAAAAUGGCUGCACAUCUCUGUCACAAAGCUCACUAGCCACUAUAUCUAUUUAAAAAAAGUGUUUGAAUAGAUCUGGGCUGCUGAGCAUGUUCAGACACAGACAUUUUGAGCUCCUCUGGUCCUGCUUUUAGAAACGCUCAGCACUGACAAAUCACCUCAGUCUCUCAAGUGCGCCACCAGUACUUAAUGUGCAGGGAGCAUCACUGGAUGUGAGGAUUGUGGGCUGUGGUAAGCUUUUCUGAAUCACUUCGGCUUUUAGCACAUACAGUAAUACACAAGGUCAUGUUAGAUUAGAGGGCAUCUCCUAGAUCAGCACUCUGGAAAGCUCUGCGGAUCCAAACCGCAAGCAUCUCAAUCUGUAUUACACCAAAGGAAAACAGAACAAGCUCCCAAACUAAAGCUUUUAUAAAGAUCUUUCUGCUAAUGUAAAGUGGAGUCUGGAUGUCUGUGAUUUGCACACCGACACAAACCACUGAGUGAUCCACCAGUAUGUACAGUAGUCAAUAUUGUUCUGUACAGGGAACAAGAGAUGGAUUUAACUUUUUUUUUGGCUUUGAAAAUUAGCAUAUUUUAUUGCGCGUCUGCUAAAUUUGCGGUGAAUUGAAUGUGUCUGUGACACUGAGGGAAUUUAUUAUUUGUGAAGAGCAUUCAAAAGCACUGAAGCGGUUUUCCAUAUUGGUCGGGAAUAACUGUGAACCCGCAAUUUGAUGUUCUAGGCACUGAUAUUUCAUUUCUCUUCUCCUUUAAAAGCACAUUUAAGUCUCAAUCUCUCAAAUAACCAAACAGGACAUCUUUAGCAAGCAGAUUUGUGAUGGCAGAGGUCUGAGUUAUAAUUCGGACUGGUAUGCUUGUAGAGGCACUUUAAAGUCAUAUGUUUCCAUUUGGAUCACUCUGCCCAUGUGCUCGGCCUGUAUAUUUUGAUCUUGUAUGGGUACAGAUCCUGCCGGACUGGAAGUAUCACUUCUACUCUAAGCAAGCAGCAGGGCCUUGUAUGUCUGCUCAGGAUGCUUCUCCCUGACAGCCAUGUUCCUGCUGGCAGUGCCUUUAGUCUCUGUGUAGUUUAUCUUGACUGUGUACUGUACAUAUGCUCUAGAUGUCCUUCCCUAUAACUCCACGUUGAGAGAGUUCACACAUAUUCAGUGGCAGUAGCCAGGUGCUUUCAACGUCUGAGCCUUUAAGACCAUGUGAGACUUUUUGGGACUAGUGUUUAAAAUGAUAAAGCGUGUGCGUGUGUAUGCAUGUGUGCGUUUGUUUAAUUUAUUUUUGGUUUAGUUUCAGUGUGUGUAAACUUGAAUAUGUGGACAAAUCAGUACUAUUGGGCAAUGUUUUUUUGUUUUGUUUUUGAGUAUCAAAUGUUUAAAAUGUAUAGUAAGCUGUAAAUAUACUGAAGAAUAAAAUAAAAGGUCACCCUUUCA